This is a messenger RNA of Ictalurus furcatus (blue catfish), 2233 nucleotides long. RefSeq names its product transmembrane protein 158. Bases 918 to 1583 code for a protein of 221 amino acids. The record is from RefSeq and is a predicted model, not a curated record. The transcript has a single exon. Lineage: Eukaryota; Metazoa; Chordata; Actinopteri; Siluriformes; Ictaluridae.
UUUAUUAAGGUAGUAUAAAUUUUUAUUAUUGUGAUAUUUACAAAGCCACUGAAUUGUUUUUUAGAGUGUAGAACAUUUAACAAAUUACACUUUUGGGGACAUAUUAACACAUAUUAUAGAACAACCCUAUAACCCCGGAUCUGUAAACAACAUAUAAAUAUUUAAUUACUUUUAAUAAUUCAACAAAAGGAAUCAUUAGUAGCUCUUUUGAUAAAUAAAGUCCUUCUCAAGAAAAUUCACAAUGUUGAAUUAACACUUUGAAUCCACUUCAUGUCCACUCUAUCUGGAAACCACUGAACACUGUAAGAGGUAAUCCAACUCUGUAUGUGUUUAUUCAAAACCUUUCUGCUGUGCUUAUUUGAUUGCUGUCGGGUAUAAAAUUUGGUUUGAGCGUAGAGUUUGUGAUGUCCAUGUGGAUAUAAGAGGAGUGGCUUUGAUGCCAUCCUGAAAUAAGAGGGAACUCGUAUAGAGUAAGCGAGAACUCGUAUAGAAUAAGGUGGAACUCGUAUAGAAUAAGAGAGAACUUGUGUAGUCCAAGAGAACUCGUCAGGAGUGAAUUGUGGUGUGUGUAGCUGAGCACUUCUUUAUAUUCCUCCGCCUCCCUCCACCCUUCAUAGGCUGUGUUCUCUGAUUCGCGCUCCACACACACUCUCUGUGUCCACCGCGCUGGAGUUGCCAUUGGAGGCUGGAGGAAACCGGAGGCGCGUUCAAAUGGGGCUGAUACAAAUGAUCUUACUGGUUUUGCACACACGACACCCGAAAAAUCAACCGCAAAACUAACUCGCUUGAGAUGUGGCUCAGAUUUGACGUCUCUGCGCUCGUGCGCACCUGACGUCUUCAAAACUGUACAAGUUAAAUAUUGUGCCUUGGCACCCGGUCCGGAGCGCCAUGCCCUCGGAUUCACGGCGCGCUCCAUCAUGCUGAGCAACUCGGCCGCUCUCGUGCUCACUCUGAGCGCUGUGGCGGGUCUCGCACCGCGCUCGGGUGCCUGGAGCGAUGACAAGCUCGUGGCAGCGCCCAUCAACUCCACCAGCGGCUUUCUGGCCAGCUUGGAGGUGGGCUAUUCGAAGAGAUCGGUGGCAGCAAGCGAGGAUGACGAUGCGUCGUCCAGGUGCAACGUUAGCGUGGAGAGGCUGCCGGCCAAGCUGGUAGCGCGCUGGGACGGAGACUUGGGCUUGCGCUGCGAUGUGCUCGUCUACACCACUAACAGCCACGGAAAGGCGUUUUUCUCAGCCGCCUUUAACCGCGCCGCGUCACCCGUUUUCAUCGAGCACGUGGGCGUCGCGGGCGCGCAGCAGGAGUUCAGGCUGUGUAUCGGAUGCGGUCUCUCCCGAUUCAGGCGCUUCGGCCGAUCCAGACCGGACACGGCGGACAGCGUGCACUUCUGCUGCCUUGACUUCGCCUUGGACGAACUCAAAGGGGACCGGAGCUGGAGGCUGAAUCGUAAGCCCAUUGAGUCCACGCUCGUCGCCUGCUUCAUGACUCUGGUCAUAAUCAUAUGGAGCGUGGCUGCCCUCAUAUGGCCGGUGCCCAUCAUCGCGGGCUUCCUGCCCAACGGAAUGGAGCAACGGAGACCCAGAUAAACCAUUUUAUAACCAAACUGGCUUACUUACUUCACCGUGCGCCAAUUUAGUUAAUUGGCAUAUAGGAUUGUCAGAUAGUAAUAUUAAAAAUGUUUAAAAGUAAAAACGUCUUUAUAUAAAAUCUGUAAAAUGUGUAUAUUAGACUGAAUGUGGUUUUAUAAAUCUAUGAAUAGAGAGUAGGCCUGAGUAUUAGCCUAUGUUUUAUUCAGCUGUCUCUUAAACUGUUUGUAUUGUUUUUAUCGUAAACGUUCUUCAUAAUAUUAAAAACAAAACUGUAGAAACGUUUCCUGCAUUAGUUAUGGAGAUUUUUUUUAACAGCAACAACACAAUAUUGUCCUCAUUGGCUUAACUGUAUUUAUAUUUGUAAGAGCUAAUAAAAUGUGGAAGCCCAUUUGUGGAAAAUGCAUAUACCCUACUAAUAACGUUUAUUAUAUAAAAGUUUGUGCAACAGGUAAUAAGAGGUUUGAUUAUUAAUAUAUACGCCGAUCAUCCAUAACAUUAAAACCACCUGCCUAAUGUUGUAUAGGUCUCCCUUGUGCCGCCAAAACAGUUCUGAUCCGGCCAAACUCCCCAGGCUUGAACUCUUUAUCAUGUUCUUCAAACCAUACCUGAACAAUUUUUGCAGUGUAGCAGGGUGCAUUAUCCUGCUG